GCAACUGACUGCAGACUCGUUAUCACGCCCUCGCUCUCACGCACCGUGUCCUUCAUCUCGUUGUCCGUCUUACCAGCUGACGACGCUGAGGGAAUCUCGAAUAGCGCAACAGGCGGGACACUCAGUCUCUAGCCCGCGCAUGCAGUCAAAGCUUACAUACCCUUCCCCCCGCGUCACCUCACAUACCUGCCUCCGUUAGCUCCACAACUUGACUCUCAAUGGGACCCAAAAAGAGCGCCCGCAAGGGUGCCAACAAGGGCGGCGGCAAGGGUGCUAGCAAGCCCAACUUCCUCUAUGGCUUCGACAGAUACGCGUUCGACGAUCCCGAGACUGCUCCUUUGCGGACCAAUGUUCAGGGCAAGCUCAUGGCCUCCAAGCUUGUCAAGCCCACCAAAACGAAAAUGGAGAAACACUUGGCCAUAUUCUGCGGAAGGUUGACUAGAGCCGAGAACGCUGGUACCAGCAACACCGAGCUCGACCUCUGCGCCUUGUUCAUCAACUCUCUUCCCCUUGAGCUUCCCGAGUUCUCUGCAGCCUACGCUGCAUUUCGAGUAAGCGAUGCGCCUACGUGGAACGAGUGUCUGAGAAUCUACAAGUCGCUACUCGCCUCGCGACCCCCUCAUCCUCCAAAGAAAGCUGUCACUGGGGGUAAAGGAGGGAAGGGAAAGAAGAAUAAGGGGGGCUCGGGAAUCUGCCCUCGUUGUAAAACAAACCGACACCAGGGAACGGGCUGCCCAGAUUGGAAGAGAUCCGCAAGCCCCGAGACUGAAAAUGAGAGCGUGAUGGACGGGGAGAAUAAGGAUGAGAGGGAAGACGCGGGGGUACACGUGGCUGGGGUGGAGGGGAGGACUUUGGGUCUGGUGCAGAGUCUAAAGACUUUGUCGAGAACAGCGUUGAGAAUUGAAGGUAAAGAAAGAUAUGGAGGCGUCUCGCGAGGGCGACAGAGGAAGAGGGAGGGCAUUUUGGUGUUGACCAUGACGUGA
Cryptococcus amylolentus CBS 6039 is the source of this 983-nucleotide messenger RNA. RefSeq lists its product as hypothetical. The record is from RefSeq and is a predicted model, not a curated record. NCBI's taxonomy places the organism in Eukaryota, Fungi, Basidiomycota, Tremellomycetes, Tremellales, Cryptococcaceae. The coding region runs from base 219 to 983 and encodes 254 amino acids. The transcript has 2 exons.